Messenger RNA from Labeo rohita (rohu), 2039 nucleotides. Its product is annotated as protein mono-ADP-ribosyltransferase PARP9-like. Gene Ontology annotation, molecular function: transcription corepressor activity; ubiquitin-like protein ligase binding. The record is from RefSeq and is a predicted model, not a curated record. Gene Ontology annotation, biological process: positive regulation of type II interferon-mediated signaling pathway; negative regulation of gene expression. NCBI's taxonomy places the organism in Eukaryota, Metazoa, Chordata, Actinopteri, Cypriniformes, Cyprinidae. Gene Ontology annotation, cellular component: nucleus; cytoplasm.
AUUUCUUUGCAUGGUCAUGCGCCAGGCGGGGUUUUUCACAACAACGUGAAAAACUGUUUCAGCUUCAAGCAAGAACGCUUUUAGUAGGCUAUAGCUUGAGUCUGCUCUUUUCGACACGCUGAAACUAGCGCUGUUUUUGGAAAAAACUAAAGAGUAUUGCAGUAAAGGAAAAAAAAGUCAUAGAGGUCUGUGUCUUAAGGAAACUACAAGCCAUGAGUGACAAAGAACAGUGUCGUAUGCCACUGGUUCCAGAACAGGCUGCCAUUCUGGGACAGUGUAGAAGAGACUUUUGCGAUGCUGUUAAUGUCAAAUUUAAAUGCACAGCUGUUCUCCACAAUGUGGAACAGGCUGACCACUUUGGUAGUAAGACAAGAGGUGUCUGGCGUGGUGAGAAGAGGUACUCCACAAAGCUGUCCAGUGGAGUUGAAGUAUCAGUCUGGAAAGACGAUCUUACCCGUCAUAAAGUGGAGGCUGUGGUCAAUGCAGCCAAUGAAAAUCUAAAUCAUGGAGGGGGUCUUGCGCAAGCACUGUGUGAGGCUGGAGGAGCAAUGAUCCAGAAAUGGAGUGAUCAUCAUAUACAUAAAGUGAAAAAAGUGAAAACUGGUGAAGCUGUACUUGGUCCUGCUGGAAAUCUCCCAUGUCAAUAUAUCAUACAUGCUGUGGGACCCAAAGUGUCUCAAAAUCCAACCAAGAAGGAGAUUGAACAUGCCAGUCCUUUGUUAUAUAAUGCUAUUAAUAGUAUCCUACAAAUAGUUGUAAAGGAAAACAUUUCCUCUGUUGCAAUUCCUGCUCUGAGUUCUGGCCUUUUCAAUUUUCCAAGAGAUCUCUGUGCAGACUUGAUUGUAAAGGCUAUACAGCAGUUCCAUGAAUUUGGAGGGUUUCAAGACAAGAAUGUUGAAAUCCGUCUAGUCAAUAAUGAUGAACCCUCGAUCCAAGAAAUGGAGAGAGCAACUAGGGCGAUGUCAGAUCCGACCAGCACCUCUCCCUCAUACAGUGGAGCUCUGCAAGGCAGAAACCAGAGCAUGACCUCCUCUUCAAGCGGAAGUUUGCAGCUUGGCAAAAUAACACUGACCUUAAAAAAGGGCUAUAUUCAGGAGGAAAAGGCUGAUGUAAUUGUGAAUACAAUUGCGACAAACUGUGAUUUGUCUAAGGGGGAGAUUUCAAAAGCUAUUUUGAACAAAGCUGGCAAAAAAAUUCAAGAGGAGAUUUCCAGAAUGAGAAACCCCAUAAAUUUCUCAGGUGGUCAUCUCUAUUCCACGAAUGGGCAUGGAUUAGGCUGUCAUUCAGUAUAUCACAUUGCAAUGACAUAUACGUCCAAAACGACUCUUUACAGUAGUGUCACAGAAUGUCUGAGGAAAGCUGCUCAGGGAUACAAGUCCAUCUCCUUCCCAGCUAUUGGUACUGGUAAUCUGGGCUUUCUGAAACAAGAUGUUGCUAAAAUCAUGAUGGAUGCUGUUGCAGAGUUUAGCAAACAAUACAUGAAUAAACUGGAAGUUUACUUUGUUGUGUAUCCAAAAGACAACGAAAUGCUACAGGCAUUUGAAAAUGAGAUGAAAAAGAAAAAAGGAGCACCUAAUUACCCAGAAGUACACAAUAACUUGGCAACAAGCUUUACUUCUGCAGCUAAAGAAACCACAGCAAAUGAAACGCCUACUGUUGAGUUCUACAGUGUCUCCAAUGAAGCUCUGAGAGAAGCAAAAGAGUGGACAAUUAAUAUGCUACAGCCAUCAAAAACAAAAAUCAUAAAGAACAACCAUGUCAUACAUUUUGGACAAGAAGACCAUAUGUAUCUUCUCUCUCUCCAAACAAUGUUGAAUGUUCACAUUGAGGAGUUCUUCAGGAAUGGUAAAGGUGGCAUAACCAUCACUGGAAACCCUUUAGAUGUCAGUUGUGCAGCAAUUAAGGUGGAAUACCUGCUUUGUAAGGCCCAGGAGGACUUUGCCCGAACUGAAGAAUGUGACAUACUGUAUUCUGUGGUUCGCUGGAGCUGUAAAAUUAAUCAAAUAAGGAGGAUUAUUUGCUCCAUCCUACAGAAGUGA